AUGUUUUCUGGCUAUUUUGUUCAACUUGGUUUUCAGUCCAGCAAGGCAGAUACAUCUCUCUUUAUUUCGUCUCAAGGUCAACAUCUUACUUUGGUUUUGAUUUAUGUGGAUGACAUAGUCAUCACCGGAAGUGAUUCUUCUUACAUCACAUCUCUUAUUCACAAGCUUAGGCAACGGUUUGUUAUGAAGGACUUGGGGACUCUCCAUUAUUUUAUGGGUAUUCAGAUUACUACUUCUUCUUCUGAUAUUUUCCUUUCUCAGUCCAAGUAUGCAACUGAACUUCUUACUAAAGCUGGGAUGACUGACUGUAAAGGUUCUAAUUCUCCUGCCUCUGUCAAGCCUGGGAUACCAGACUGUGAUUAUCCUUUGCAAGAUGUGUCUUUAUAUAGGACUUUGGUGGGUUCUUUACAAUACUUGACUUUGACAAGGCCAGAAGUUGCUUUUCUGUUAAUGUGGCCUGUCAACAUAUGCAUGCACCCAAACUUAGUCACUUCAUGGCAGUCAAACGUAUCCUUCGAUACAUCAAAGGAUCCAUCUCUCAUGGACUUCAUUUUGUUCAAGGCCCUUUCACCCUCACAGCCUUUGCAGAUGCUGAUUGGGCAGGGGAUCCUGUUGUUAGGAGAUCCACAACAGAAGCAGCACACAGUGGCUAGGUCAUCCACUGAAGCUGAGUAUAGGGUCAUGGCUCAAACAGCUAGUGAUUUAGUUUGGUUGCAACAAUUGUUUUCUGAACUGCAUAUCCCUUCUUCUACACCUCAUGUUCUGUGGUGUGAUAACAAGUCUGCCAUUGCUUUGGCAUGUAAUCCUGUCUAUCAUGCUAGGACUAAGCACAUAGAGAUCGAUUACCAUUUUAUACAGGCUCAAAUAGCAGAUAUAUUCACCAAGGCUUUAUCUGUAUCAAGGUUUCAGCUUCUCAAUUCCAAACUCAUGGUAGCUAACCCUCCCAUGCGUUUGCAGGGGAGUGUAAAGGAGAAUGACACAGAGAAUCCGAGCUCCACUUCAACUCAUCAAAAUUUGCAGGCCACGUCAGCAACAACUUUAGUUAACUAA
Messenger RNA from Rhododendron vialii, 1050 nucleotides. RefSeq lists its product as uncharacterized. The coding region runs from base 1 to 1050 and encodes 349 amino acids. The record is from RefSeq and is a predicted model, not a curated record. Lineage: Eukaryota; Viridiplantae; Streptophyta; Magnoliopsida; Ericales; Ericaceae. The transcript has 3 exons.